AAACACGACGCAGCGGGGUGCAAAAAGGAAAUUCAUUAAAUUUUUACAAACAAAACAAUAUAUUUUACAUGUGCAAUGUAAUGUAUAACAUGUGAAAUGAGCUAAGAUUCUUCCUGGCCUGUGCUAAGCGUUCACAAUAUGUUUGUGCUCAUGGGGCUGCUGAAGGUAAACACAAAUAUGAAGUGUGCACUGAAAAUGGGUGUUUGUUUGGAAAAUGCAGCAAAGGUUUAAACAAAUAAUACAUAAAAUGUAGCCAGGUGCUUUGCGUGUGUGUGACUAUAGUGGUGAGUGUGGUUGUGUGUUGUGUGUGCUUGAAUCAGUUUUGUUUUGCAGCUGCUCUAUAAAUAUUCGCACUCCACUGCGGCGAAACUAUAACUAAAUCGCUAUAACAAUCCGAGGUGUUUGGGAACCUUCUUCUUAAGCUAAAAAUUGUCGAAAAUCAAAUACCUAUCGUAGAAACAUUAACCCCUUACCCAAGUAAAUUAGCAGCUGGUGCCGGGUGCAGGAAGAUCUGUAAUAGACAUAAAACUAACACAGCAUGGUACGCAGUCGUCGCAGCCUAUCCAAGGAGGAUGCCGUCUCUGUGCUCACGGACAGCGGUAUAUCGCUGUCAUCGCCGCCGGCGGCUCGCGAUUUCUCGCCCGCUGCCACGGCCAUUAAGCGACGCAAAAGCAGCCUCAACAGUCUGCAAGAUUUGUAUGUGGAUGGAGAGCCCGAAGCCGAGCAGGACUCGACAGAUGCCGAUGCGGACUACAUUCAGCCCAAACCAAAGAAAUCACCACGCAAAGCAGAGUCCACCAAACGCAAGCAACACGUGUGCACCCAUUGCUCUAAGGAGUUUGGUGGCAAGACCGAUCUGCUGCGUCACAUGCUCAUCCACUCCGACGAGCGGCCACACAAAUGUACUGAGUGCGGCAAAUGCUAUCGACAGGCGGUGAAUCUUAAGAACCACAUCACCACCGCCCACGAGCACAAGAAACAGUUCGCUUGCAGCCAGUGCCCCAAAUCAUUUGCACUGAAGGAGCGCCUAAAACUGCAUAUGCGUUUGCAUUCGGGUGAGAAGCCAUAUCCAUGUGCACUCUGCGAGAAACGCUUCGCACGUGGCGGUCAACUGCAACAGCACAUGGUAUCCCAUCACAAGACGAGUAUUCAGCAAUUCAACUGCACCAAAUGCUCGGCCAGCUUUUCGACCAAUGCCAAUCUGCGCGUACACAUGGAACGACACGAGCAGGGAAUGGAGCACAGAUGCUCCAUAUGUGAAAAUCAGUUUGCUAAUGAAUUGGCACUGCGCGCUCAUAUCAAUCAGGAGCACCACAAGCUGAGUCAAUUUGAUUGUGAAAUUUGCCAUAAGACCAUCGAACCGGAUGAGGAUCUGGCCACGCAUAUGCAGAAACACGCCGCAGUCAAGACGCACGUCUGCGAGGUGUGCAAUUCGUAUUUCACCCAAAAGUCGCAAUACAAUGUGCAUAUGCGAAUGCACACGGGGGAGCGGCCAUAUCAGUGUCGGAUCUGUCAUCAAACGUUUGCCCACUCCAGCGUCCUAAAGCUGCACAUACGGAAACACACGGGUGAAAAGCCAUUUCGCUGCCAACUAUGUACGGAUGAGGUGGCCUUCUCGCAGCUAGCGCAUCUUAAGAAUCAUAUGAAAAAGAUACACAAACAGCAGAAGCCCUACAUGUGCCCUGGCUGCCAAGAGUUCUUUAAAAUCAAAGUGGAGCUGCAGGCGCAUGCCGAGCAGUGUGGCAAGUGUCAAGCAACAGAGGAGCCUAACGAUAGUCAAACAGAAGAUGCACAUACGCUUUCCAACAUUCGAUUCAAUAUUGCUGUUGUGCUGAAAAAGAUAAGCUCGGCACAGAAGCUGCGUCAGCUAGGUUAUGAGAAGCGUCUAAUUGAUAAUGUUAUAAUUGCAUCGCUCAAGCUGGCACAGCGUCCUUCACAUGACGAUGCGACGUUGACGCCUUUGGCUAGGCUGCGUUUAAAUGUGGAGGAGUUUCUCAAGUGGAUUGUGCCGGCGCAGACCAUGCAAAAGUUUAGCGAGGAGCUGCUCUCGAUCGAUACGAUACUCGACAAGAUUGCGACCAUGUACAUGAAGCAGAAGUAAAAAGCAACUAUUGCUCAUUGCUUCUGACCAAAGCGAUUGUGCCAUAGAGUAAACGCGCUUAGAAUUAGUUCUUGCCAUUUAAUUUAGCUUAAACCCAAAAAGUUAAAUAGACAAUUUUACCAAAUGAUUUAGUCCAAAGAUGUUAGGAUUUAAGCACCGAUACUUUGAAUUUACAUCAUAUUAGAUUUGCCUUUACCAAAAAAAAAAAAAAAAAUGUUAUUAAUAACACAUGAAAACACAUAAAGUGAUUAUGUUCCAUUAUACGAAAACUUGCCAAAGCAGUGCUUACCGCUUAGUUUUUACUUAAAGUUCAAUUUAAUUCAAUUCUUUGUGGCCAUACAUAUUUAUUUACAGAGUAGCAUAUGAGUCCACAUCAUUGUCGUUAGUUUAUAAUGUACAACCCUCAUUUACGAAACCAAAUAUAAACCAUUGUAUAAUCCCAAUAAUAGUUAAGUACUGUAAGUGUACAUGUUAAGAAGUGAAUACAAUUAGCAAGAUAAAAAAUAAAUGAAAUCACUUUAGAGUCAA
Messenger RNA from Drosophila montana, 2629 nucleotides. RefSeq names its product zinc finger protein OZF. Gene Ontology annotation, molecular function: chromatin insulator sequence binding. The coding region runs from base 539 to 2101 and encodes 520 amino acids. The record is from RefSeq and is a predicted model, not a curated record. NCBI's taxonomy places the organism in Eukaryota, Metazoa, Arthropoda, Insecta, Diptera, Drosophilidae. The transcript has 4 exons. Gene Ontology annotation, cellular component: chromosome. Gene Ontology annotation, biological process: regulation of transcription by RNA polymerase II.